AUGAAGUACGCCGCCAUCAUCACCAAGCUUUACGCUGCCUUGGGUAGCACCGCAGUGACCAAACUCGACGCUCUGCAAGAGCAUGAUAGCGACAUCGUGCGCCGAGUUCCUCCCACAAUUUAUGAGGAAAAGGUGUACGACGAAAUUCGUUACGACCCAACUCGCAGAGCUCCUCCUCCCACGAUUUACGAAGAAACGGAGUAA
Molecule: messenger RNA, 204 nt
Organism: Beauveria bassiana ARSEF 2860
Lineage: Eukaryota; Fungi; Ascomycota; Sordariomycetes; Hypocreales; Cordycipitaceae
Exons: 1
Coding region: 1-204 (67 amino acids)
Source: RefSeq, a predicted model, not a curated record